Molecule: messenger RNA, 3736 nt
Organism: Sorex fumeus (smoky shrew)
Lineage: Eukaryota; Metazoa; Chordata; Mammalia; Eulipotyphla; Soricidae
Gene: USPL1
Product: ubiquitin specific peptidase like 1
Exons: 9
Coding region: 205-3483 (1092 amino acids)
Biological process (GO): protein desumoylation; Cajal body organization
Cellular component (GO): Cajal body
Molecular function (GO): SUMO binding
Source: RefSeq, a predicted model, not a curated record
CGGCCCGGGCGCCGGUGGGGGAGGAGCGGGUGGCGGGGAACGUGUGUUGGACGUUGCACGCAGGCUGGUGCGCGGAGCUCAAGCUGGAACGGGAGUUCGGGCCGGCCCGGCGCGCGGAAAGCGAGUGCCCCGAGCAGGGUUCAUUGAAAAAUCCUUAGUGAUAUUGACAUGUUUCAAGUGACAUAAAUUAGCCAAUGACUCGGAAUGAUGGAUUCCCAGAAGAUUGGAAAUGGUUUGCCUGUGAUUGGACCAGGGACUGAUAUAGGGAAAUCUUCACUCCACAUGGUGGGGUAUUUGGGAAAAAGUUAUGAUUCAGCUAAAGUUCCAUCAGAUGGGUAUUGCCCUGCUUGUCGAGAGAAAGGAAAGUUAAAAGCCUUGAAGACUUACCGAAUUAGUUUUCAAGAGUCUAUCUUUUUAUGUGAGGAUCUGCAGUGCAUCUACCCUUUGGGCUUUAAAUCACUUCAGAACUUAAUUUCUCCUGAUUUGGAUGAUUGUCACACUCCAAAUAAGCCUCAGAAAAGAAAAGUCUUGGAAACCAACUGUCAAGAUUUGGUUCUUUCAGCAAAUUCCAAAAAGACAAAACACCAAACUGAUGAUGAACACGCUUUGAAGGACGUACAGAGUGGAGAAGUGUAUGCCAGAGCCUCACCAAGUUUACAGGCCCAUCCUCAGCAGAAUUCCUUUAAAACGACUGAUAAGGCGCAAACUGAGAUUUUGGAAACUGACCUUGUGGAGGUGGCUGUGGACGGAGCCCCGCCCAGGGUCAGUGUCUCUGGACCUGGAGAGACAUCCCCUCGGAAUGAAGGCUGUGCAUCUCAGCCUGAACCGUCCUCAGAGGGCACCGUGGUGGCCCAGACUUCGUAUGUGCAGUGGGAGAAUGCUUACGCUCUCUGUUGGUUAGACUGCAUACUCUCAGCAUUGGUGCAUUUGCAAGUGCUCAAAAACAAAGUGCUAGACCUAUGUGCCCAGGAGGAAUCCGUGUUCCGGAGGUUGUUUGCAAGAUUCAGAGAAGCCAAUAAGCUGCUGCACAGCUCUCGGCUCGACCCAGCUACAGGUGGAGAGUGUAAAAAGCUCAAUUCAGAAGUAUUUAGAAAGAUAGAGACCUCCUUAAAUGAAAUCAGAGAUGACAUUUUUACUAGACUUCAACCUCAGCUUAGAUGCACAUUAGGUGAUAUGGAAAGCCCCGUGUUUGCAUUUCCCCUGCUUUUAAAAAUGGAGCCCCAGGUGGAAAACCUCUUCAAGUAUUCUUUUUCUUGGAACUUUGAAUGUUCACAGUGUGGCCACAAAUAUCAAAACAGGUGUACGAAGAAUCUGGUCACCUUUACAAAUGUCAUCCCCAAGUGGCACCCACUUAAUGCUGUCCACUUUGGUCCAUGUAACAACUGCAGCAGUAAGCCACAAAUAAGAAAAAUGGUAUUGGAAAAUCUCUCUUCCGUAUUCAUGCUGCACUUCGUGGAGGGCUUGCCGCAGAAUGACUUGCAGUGCUACUCGUUUCAUUUUGAAGGCUGUCUUUAUCAGAUCACUUCCGUGAUUCAGUACCAAGCAAAUAAUCACUUCAUAACAUGGAUUUUAGGUGCUGAUGGAAGUUGGCUGGAAUGCGAUGACCUAAAGGGGCCUUGUUCUAAGAGGCGUGAGAAAUUUGAAGUGCCUGCUUCAGAGAUCCAUAUUGUUAUUUGGGAAAGAAAAAUCUCCCAAAUGACAGAUAAGGCUGCUGCCUGUCUUCCGCGUAAAAAGAUCAUUGAUCAGCAUGCUUUGGGUGGUGAGAGACAAGUAUCUGCACCAGUGAAUUCUGUGGGUCAGACUGCCUCAGCUAAGAUAUCCUCCAGCGUUCACACUGUGGAUGUGUCUGUGGCCCCAAAAACUCACUCACAGGAUGCAGCUGUAGCGCCUAGUGAUACUUCGGUUAAUGGAAACAUUUUCCUUUUGACACUUGAAGAAAUCAAGGCUAACUCUGAAGGUUUCCUACUGGAUAAUAGACCUGUAGCAGAAGCCACGGGGCCUGUCAAGCUAGAUACUCGGCCGUCGUGUGAGUCGGUAAGGCCUUUGGUGUCGGCGGCAGGCAGGGCACCACUCUCCCCGGGUAAUUGUGCGGCUCUCAGCUCUCCGCCUGCAGUUGUAAAUAGCAGCACACAGUCAGGACCGCUCAGUUCCAAGCACUUUGUUGGUGCUGGCACGGUGGGGACUGACCCUGCUGCUGGCCCCACGCAGGGAGUGAAAUCAGUGGAAAUGGAGGGAUCUGUUGGUCUGGAGACGAACGCUUCAUUAGAACAGUUCCUUCCACCAAAAACCCAGAGUGUGGAACUAGUACCGCACUCAUCUCCAGAAGUGAACCUGAAGAAAGAGACAGUGGUAGCCUCUCAGACGGUCACAGUCAAAUCGCUCCCGACUCCCUCUCCGAAAGUAGCCUCUCGGACGGUCACAGUCAAAUCGCUCCCGACUCCCUCUCCGAAAGAAAAUCAGAAGAAGCCCUUUGUGGGCAGCUGGGUCAAAGGCUUACUCAGCAGAGGUGUUUCUUUCAUGCCUCCUUGUGUCACGGCACAUAGUAGGAAUGCCGUCACUGACUUGCAGCCUUCCGUUAAGGGGGCAUGUAAUUUUGGUGGCUUUAAAACUAAAGGCACAAAUCAGAAGGCCAGCCGGGCUGCCAAGAAAACUCACAGGAGCACAAGCAAGUCAUCGAGUGGCAUGAUUUGUCACCCUCCUGCUGAUGUUAGCAUCAGUGCGGAAGUUUGCAAGAAAGCUGGAAACACUUCCUCUGGAACUCAGCUCAACCACAGUUCUCCUGAAACUAAAAAUGGUGUUUCUUGUGAUAAUGGUGCUUCUGCAGCAAACCACAGAGACUCAGUUGAGGCCCAGAUUCACAAACUUCGUCUAAAACUUCUUAAAAAGCUUAAAGCAAAAAAGAAGAAGUUAGCUGCACUUUCGUCUUCCCCCAAAAAUGGAACACUUCCGAGUGGAAAUUCAGAACCUGUGACUCAAGGCUCUCCAAAUGAAUGUGAAUCAAUAGAAGACUUAUUAAAAGAACUGCAGUAUCAGAUUGAUAUGGCCGAUAAUAAAUCCGCAUGCCCUGACGACUCCAGUGUUUCACCCUGCAGUGGUCAGACUCAUGAAGAAAUUUUAGCAGAAUUGCUUUCUCCUGCAGCUGUUGUUUCAACAGAGCUCUCAGAAAAUGGGGAGGCUGACUUUAGGUAUUUAGAAAUGGGAGAUAAUCACAUCCCAGCACCAGUAACUAGUGAGUUAAGCAAUAUUCCCCCAGACACUCCUCUAAGACAGGACCAUAAUUACUGCAGCCCCAGCAAGAAGAAUCAGUGUCGAGUUCAGCUAGACUCACCAGCAAAUGAUGCCUGUGUGAGAUCGUUGAGCUUGGAGAGUACCCUGAAGACUGAUAUUUUUGAUGAGUUUUUUUCCACUUCAGCAUUCGAGUCUUUAGCAAAUGACACAUUAGACUUACCUCAUUUUGAUGAGUAUCUGUUUGAAAGUUGUUGAAUGCUUUUUAUUUCAGUUUAAUAUUUAUUGCUCUUAGAACAUUUCCUUGUUUUUAGGUAGUGUUGAGACACUGACUUUGUCAUAAACAGAAUGUAAGCUGCUGAAGGUCAUACUUUGGGUUCUGCCCCCAAAAGCAUGUGAGCUAUUUUAUAAGGCACAAUGAUCCAGAAUCUGUCCUCCUUGUUGUGUUUUAUUUUGUGGAUGGAGAUGAAUGAGAAUUUCAAAAUGUUAAAAAUAAAAACUACUGUCUGGA